Molecule: messenger RNA, 1503 nt
Organism: Cladocopium goreaui
Lineage: Eukaryota; Dinophyceae; Suessiales; Symbiodiniaceae
Source: the annotation of a GenBank genome assembly
AUGGCGGGAGACCCAACAGAAGAGGAGCGCCCCCCGCAAUUGACUGCGGAGCAAGCCCAGGAGCUCGUGCAGUUCGACCUAUCCAUGAGGAUGGUGCCCUUCCUGGACAGACAUUUGAUCUUCCCGGUCUUCAACUUUCUACAGGAGACUGGUCUCUACAAUGCCACAGCCAUCCACCGAGCGCAGCUAACACUCCUGGCAGAGACGAACAUGAUCGACUGGGCGCUGGAGACAUACUCUCUGAUCAAUGAGGAGCAGCCUCAAGAGCUGAUGGACAGGCGAGACAUGGUUCUGCAGCAGCUCGAAGAUUCUCGGGAGAAGGUGCUGCCCCUCCUGCAGAUUCUCGAGGAAGAAGAGAAAGUGCAGCGUGUAGCCGCCUGCAAAAGCAUCGACGAGCUUUGCCAGACCUUUGAGCUGGAUCCCACGGUCAUUGAUGGACUAGUGCACUAUGCAAAGCUGCAGUAUGACUGCGGCAACUACACUCUCAGUGGCGAGUUGCUGAAGCACUACAGGAGCAUGAUCUCCCAGGAUACAGAGCGCCCGGUGAUGACAUCCAAGCAGGUGAGCUGCAUUUGGGGUUCCCUGGCAUCCUUCAUUCUGAAUAGAGAGUUCGAGGAGGCCACAGAUGGAGCAGAGCGAGCAGCCGAUGUGAUCUUCAAGAUCAAUGAUUUCCUAGACACCACGAAAAUGUCCAAGAAGGAAGUCUUGCUUCAGCGCACAUGGCUGCUGCACUGGUCCCUCUUCCCAAUUUUCACAGCAGAGAAAGUGGAAGUAAAGCUGCUGGAUUUCUUCUUGAACGAGAAGAGCUUGUCUUGCAUCUCCCUCUCAUGCCCCCACCUGUUCCGGUACGUGGCCUCUUGCCUGAUCCUGCAGAAGCGUUUGAAACACUUGAUGAAGGACACCGUUUGGAUCAUCCAGCACGAGUCUACUGUGUACAGUGACCCUGUGACCCGAUUUCUUUUAGCGCUCUAUGUGGACAUGGAUUUUGAUGAGGCACAGCUUGAGCUUCAAAAAUGUGAGAAGGUGUGCAAAGUGGACUACUUCCUGAGCCGCCACUGGGCUGAGUUCCAAGAAAAUGCACGUUUGCUGAUUUUCGAGACGUACUGCAGGAUUCACCAGUGCAUCAACAUUGGCAUGAUCGCUCACAAGCUGAACAUGGAAGCAGAGGAAGCAGAAGUUUGGAUUGUGAAAUUAAUUCAAAAUGCCAAGCUAGAUGCUCGAAUCGACUCAGAGAAGAGCCGCGUGGUGAUGUCAAAAGCACCACCCAGCGUCUACCAGCAGGUCAUUGAGAAGACCAAGAAUUUGUCCUUUAGAAGUACCAUAACUGUCUCACAGCUGAAGGCUGCUUUCCAACCUGGAGAAGCGCGAGAAGGAGAUGCGCAGCAACACCUCCUGAGUGGUGGCAGAUGCAAAUUCGUCUUAGGGCCUGCUGAAUCUGCUGAGCGGCAGAAGAGGACCCUCUCUAAAGUCCUAAGCCCUCGACCCGAGGCAUCGGUUUGGGCU